CUACUUCUCGCUCCACACGUUUUUCAGUCCAUGCUGCUACCCUCCUGGUCUACCACCCGCACUGAGCACCGCCCUGCGUGUGUGUUGCGCAUCAUGGCCCUCCUUCGCCCCUCCCCCUGCUCACCCCUCGGAGCAAACACACACCCCCUCAACCCUCCCUCUCCCCAGAUCCCUUUCGCCCCACAGACCCCUGUUACCGCGUUCCAUCCCGUUCGCUUUGGCUGUGGCCAUAUACCCCAGGGGAAGACCACAGGCAUCCCUCGUCCUUUCGUCUCCUUACCACGAACAACCCGAGUCGUUGCUUGUUCGUUCUACGCCCUGCCUCUUCUUGACUCUCUUCUCUCCCUCUCGCUAUAUUUCUGGCACUAAUGCCACCAUGCUAUACCAUACCAAACCAUUGCAACACCAUGUCACCUGCGUUUCUCUCUCUCUUUAAUUUCCUUCCAUUGGGCGCCAGGAACCGCACCGCCACCAAUACCAGUACCACCCCAUCCUCCCCCUCUUCUUCAUCCUCCACCCCUCAACGGUCCCCCACUGUCCCUGCUCGUACUCAGGGGCACCAACAACAGCCCCCGCAGCAGCAGUCGUCCUCUAAACCCCAUCGCAAGCGUAGACACAAGGACUCGGCAAAAAAUAAGCUGCGAUUUGCGAUCUGCCAAACACCCGACUCUAUCGCAAGUCGCAGUGGUUCAGCUUCAGAUGCGACUCAACAAGGAUCACGUCGCAAGUUAUCGAUAUCUUUGCUGAAGGCUCAAAUCGGGAGGACGACAGCUGCAAUAGCAAGAGUUGCGAGUAGUUGCUCGACACGGUCGGCAUCCGUCCCAUCGUCCUCACUGCAAGACGGGCGAUGCUUUGAUGUUUCGGUUGCUUCAUUGUCGCCUGUCCGAGAGAGCCCUCAUGUUGAACGGCACGAUGGCCCUAUGGUCUCGAGUUCGAGUCGGUCCUCUGCGGCCUGUCUCUCCACACCGGGAAUCGAUAGCAAAGUAACAACAGAGUGCACAGUACCUCCCUCAGCAACGCCUAUACCAUUACCUUUCACAGCACCGGCUCGCUACUUCCCCUCAGCCGCUUCAUCCACAUCACGAUCACCUUCCAUACCAUCUUCGAAUGCCCCAUCGACGUAUUCGUGUGUGGAGAAUGGUUUGAGAAACAACAACAGCAGUAUGCAACCGUUUGCAGAUACUGUGGGCCAACGGCAGCAACGGUCAAUGCAUCUGCAGCAGCUGCAGCAGCGCAUUGAACACUGCGAACAAGAACAACAAACACAACAACAAAAACAUGAGGAACGACAGGAAGAGUGGACAGAGGCCUUGAUGACCUCUUCAACAACUAGUGGACAGGCAAAAGCAGCGGAGGAGCUAAAAAAUGAUCACUCGCCUUUUUUUCAUCAGCAUUGUCAUGCAGAACUGCAUCGACCACAAGAUAUAAAUGGACAUGAGCACAGGGAUGCACAACAGCAACAGCAGCAUCAAGGGCAGCCGCAUCAAGGGCAAGAGCAGCGAGCGCAGCAAAAACAGCGGUGGCAUAAUUACAGCGAGGGCCAUCAGCCGAGACAGGACACAGGGCUCUGCCUGACCAGCAGGGUUCAACACGAGGAGGGUGCGCGUGGUGAACGACUGUCGUGCGCCUCCUAUAUCUUGGACGCCAACCUUGUCUCACCUUUUUCACCAUCGCCGUUACAAACACCCACACCAUCGCCCUACAUGCCAGCACUCAAUUACUUCACACUGCCUGACAAUGAUAAGGCACCUAGGUCGUCAAUCAAGACAUACAGAGGCGAAACUGGGCCGCAGGAUCCUACAGCUCGUUUCGAGAUCCUUGAGCGCCUGGGAUAUGGUUCAAGCGGCUCGUCUGUGUUCAAAGCUUGUGACAGACAGGAUGGGAUGAAGAUUGUCGCGAUCAAGAAGAUUCCCUUCGCGACAUUCAUUGACGGUUUCAGAGACACCACCGUCAGCAGCAGCAGCAACGGCAUCGUCGACAUUGAUAGGGUAGUGGCUACACGGGCGGACGUAGAUUACUAUGUCAGUUGCAUCGCAUAUCACGGUGGCUCUUUAUACGAAGGAGGUGAUGAUGAUAAUAAUCACGAAGAAGAAUAUAACAGCGACGAUGACGACGGAUCCAUUAUUCUCGACAGUGGCCCAGUGAACAAGGCUCGGCGACCUCAAACAACGGCGCCAUGGAUUAGGGAGAGAGUGAGAGGGCUAGACCAGCUUGUGAAAUGUAUGGGAUGUCAUCGAACGGAUACCGAACUGUGGGUAAGUUUUCAAGAGAACAUGAGCAAGAGUUAUUCGGUUGGACUAUAGAAGAAGGAGGGAUGUGUUUUCCCGUUCGUGCUUUAUGAUAAGGAUUGGGGACGAUUUUUGUUACGGGUAGACUAUAGAUCCGGAUCCGUUGGAGACGUUGUUGUGCUUUUGGUGGUCGAAUGGUCUGAGCUCUGAACUUGUUUUUAUUUCACAUGAACAAAGUAGCCCUUGAAAACCACAUCAAGCACUAUUUUUUUUUCCCGUGCGAGGUCAAAUACAAAUCCGUUUUUUAUUUAUUUACU
Molecule: messenger RNA, 2545 nt
Organism: Gamsiella multidivaricata
Lineage: Eukaryota; Fungi; Mortierellomycota; Mortierellomycetes; Mortierellales; Mortierellaceae
Exons: 3
Coding region: 369-2303 (644 amino acids)
Source: RefSeq, a predicted model, not a curated record